UUAGCGAAAAAAAAUAACAACGACGAAAUAAAGAAAAAUUUUUGCAACCUUUUUUUUAUCUAUCGAAAAAAUAGAUUUAUAGUGAUUUUUAUACAUAAACACUUUUAACAAAAAUCUUUUAAAAAGACUGCAUUUCAGUUUUAAAUUACCAAGAAAAUGAUAAAUUCCGUGCGAUAUGAACGCAGCAACAGCAGUGAACAAAUGCAAUUCAAUGUGUUGAGUGACAGUGGUGGUCGCAGCAGUGUUGGAGGUGGUGAAUCACCUUUAACUCCUAGCCAAACAUCUACAACACCAGCUCAUAGUGUGACAGAAGAACCCAUGGGUAUAGGAAAUAUCCUGUGCACCCAUGAUGGUGUCUUGUUGAAAAAGGCCAGCGCCGAGCAUAUAGCUGAUUUGAAUACCAGCGGCUCUUUGUCGUUGGUGGAAUAUGGUCCUUCUAAACGUUUGUAUAUUGAGUGGAAACCGAAUGAAAAUAUUUUGAUAGCAGACGACAGUCAGGAUCAAGGAGACUGGGCCUUGGUGGAUACCAUUUCGCAACGCAAUCGCACUGUAUCGGAGUGUAAGGUUUUUAAUACAAAACCCAUGGAAACCUCUACUGGAUCUAUAAAAGUUCGCGUGAUACGUACGUUUUUGGAUGAUUUGUCGGGUAUUGAGGUGAAACAACGACGCCAGACCAUCAAGUUUAUACGCAAAUUGGAUGGCACACUACACACCGAAUUCUUUUUCCAACAUGGCAAUGCUGAUCUGUUUUUAAGCAGCCUAAAGAAAUUACACGUCAUCGAUAUGGCUCCCUCGGCUCGAGCAGGAGAGGAAUAUGUCAUCUUAACCACCGAGACCCAAAAGCUUAAGAAAACUUUUGCCGAACUGGAUAUAGGUGAAAUUAAGGCCAGUUCUUUGAAUGAGGGUUGGCUACCCAAUAAAGUUGUAGGCUUACUGGCUAGCCUGCCAGAUUACAUGGCCCAUAAAGUGCCACCCAAAACUAGACCUGGCACCUUGGAAGCCAAAGACCGCCAAAAAUCUUCACCACCUUCAGACAACUAUCAACUUGUGGGCAUAAGCUGCAGUACCAAUACCUCAGACUCACGCAGUCGUGCCAGCAGCCUGGACAAGUCACCCGAAAUGGACUCAAGCGAAUUGGAAAAUGUUAAGGAAAUCGAUGAGAAAAUUAUACCACCCCUACCCGAACGCAAGCCAGUGCUAAGAGGUUUUCCCCUUAACGAAAAUCAAUGGUUGGAAUUUCAAACACCUGAUGGUCGUAUUUCAGAUCCUAGCCGCAUUUUAGAAAUCAUCUUCAAAGGUGGCAUUGAGCACAAACUACGCGCCGAGGUGUGGAAAUAUUUACUAAACUACUAUCAGUGGAACGACAGCGAGGUGGAGCGUAUUGCAAGAAGGAAACAAAAAUCCAUGGAAUACUACAGUAUGAAGGCUCAAUGGUUGUCUAUGACGACAAUUCAAGAGGCCAACUUUUCCGGCUAUCGUGAUCGCAAGUGUCAGAUUGAGAAGGAUGUCAAGAGGACUGAUCGUUCAUUGGACUAUUUUGCCGGCGAAGAUAAUCCAAAUUUAUUAACAUUGCAGGGCAUAUUGAUGACCUAUGUCAUGUAUAAUUUCGAUUUGGGUUAUGUGCAGGGCAUGUCGGAUUUGUUGGCGCCCAUUUUGGCAAUAUUGGAAAAUGAAGUCGAUGCCUUUUGGUGUUUUGUUGGUUUUAUGGACAUGGUAUUCGCCAACUUCGAUAUCGAUCAAGCCGGCAUGAAAACACAAUUCAAUCAAUUGCGCCAUCUUUUAGAAUUCGCCAAUCCACGACUCUUUAAAUACAUGAUUACCCAUGACUCCGAUAAUAUGUAUUUCUGUUUCCGUUGGCUUUUAGUUUGGUAUAAGCGUGAAUUUGCCAACGAUGACAUUUUAAAAUUAUGGGAAUGCCUAUGGACCAAAUUACCCUGUCCCAAUUUUCAUAUUCUCAUAUCGGUGGCAAUAUUGGAUCAACAAACGGACAUCAUUAUAGAAAGUCAAUAUGAGUUUACGGAAAUUCUAAAGCAUGUCAAUGAACUAUCGGGUAAUAUUGAUGUGAAACGUACCCUGGAAAUAGCGGAGGCCAUAUACCAUCAAAUAAAAGAGGCUGAACAUUUACCCAAUGACAUAAGACUAAUAAUAGGAGAACCUCUGCUAGAUACAGACGAUCGUGAGGAUGAUAAUAAUUCACCCGAUCAGUUUGAUGAUGAUUUUGAUGAGUUGGUUAGAGAGCCGACUCCGGAGGAGAAGAAACGUAAUCAAGAGUGGUUAGAGGAAGCCUGUGAACGUUCCAUGUUUUUGCAAUAUUUGUAAUAAUUCCCAUAUUUCUAUAACAAUCGUACAGAAUAUAAUGCAAAUUCAAAGUAGCACACAAUAAUAACUAGAAUUUUUUUUAAUUUUUGUAUAAUUUAGUCUUGUAUUUUUAAGUUGAUUUAUGAGUUUUUAUUUUUCUUUCAUUUUUAUUAUAUUUUCCAUUUUCAUAUUUAAGGCAGGUUAAAGCAGAUAAAUAUUAUUAAAUCUUAAAGCAAGAGAAAAACGCCUCAAUUAAUGGCCUCAACAACUAUUGUUAUAAAAUAUUAAAAAUUUAAAUAUAAAACCUAUACGAUAAUAAAUAUUAAACUUUAUUCAUUAUAACCAAUAUCUUUAUGUAAUUGCCGUAAAACAAAUAUCAAUUAUUUUAUAAUGCAAAUAUACAAUUAACAACAAAAUUAUGAUUAAUGUUUAAAACGAAAUAUAUACACACACAUGCAUACACACAAA
Calliphora vicina (urban bluebottle blowfly) is the source of this 2766-nucleotide messenger RNA. It is a transcript of the gene Tbc1d15-17, whose product is annotated as TBC1 domain family member 15/17. The record is from RefSeq and is a predicted model, not a curated record. Gene Ontology annotation, molecular function: GTPase activator activity. NCBI's taxonomy places the organism in Eukaryota, Metazoa, Arthropoda, Insecta, Diptera, Calliphoridae. The coding region runs from base 157 to 2319 and encodes 720 amino acids. Gene Ontology annotation, biological process: activation of GTPase activity. The transcript has 3 exons.